CUAUCAAGUUUUAAUCCAAAAUUUCAGUUAUAUUUCUCCUCCUUUGAGUGAGUUUUUUGGGAGAGGAUUCUCUCAAUUUAUCUGUAUAUCUUAGGACUUGCCAACCUAAGUGGUGAAUCUGGCAAUCGAAUUCAUCGUAGUGAGAUUCUAAAUCUCACCAAAAUCGGUGUUUCGGUAUCGACUCCUACGCCAUUUGGUAUCAGAGCCAACAUAUUUGGAGUCUACACGUCAUUCUGGGCAUUCUGGUGAAAAUCCGAUCAACAAACAAGGUCACACGUGCCCCCACGCGCCACCGCCUUUGCCUCACGCGCCGGCCACCGCACCACUGCAAAUCGCGUGAAGUUCAUGCGCCAGUCAUCUUCAACCUCUCAUUCGCCACAUCAUCAACCACGUCAUCAACCAGCCACUGCCACAUCAUCCAUUUUGCCACGUCAUCUGUGCCACCCCGAUUCUGCUCUUCUUCAUCUUCUUCCCGCUGCAGCCAAAAAAGAAAGAGAAAAGAGGGAAGCCGACAGCCUCCCAUGAAGAGAAACCGGUAGAAAGCUUGGUUUUUGGCCUUCUUUUUUUGCUCUAGAACCUGAUUGGAACCCAGAAAUUCUCCCCCCUGCAGGAAGCUUUCGGAUCUGCCUUGCUCUGCUCCUCACCAUCCGGCUGCUCCUGCUUUGUGGGUGUGAUUUGUUCGGUUUUUUGGUAAGAAAUAGCCAUGAAUCUC
Rubroshorea leprosula is the source of this 712-nucleotide messenger RNA. The record is from the annotation of a GenBank genome assembly. Lineage: Eukaryota; Viridiplantae; Streptophyta; Magnoliopsida; Malvales; Dipterocarpaceae.